Messenger RNA from Paraglomus brasilianum, 612 nucleotides. Lineage: Eukaryota; Fungi; Glomeromycota; Glomeromycetes; Paraglomerales; Paraglomeraceae. The record is from the annotation of a GenBank genome assembly.
AUGACAAGAAAGAACAACAUCCGCGAGUACAGCAUUCCAACGGCGGAUGCUAAUAGCAUUCAAAAGAAAAAACCAACCAAUACUAAGAAGGCGUGCGAUCCUGAUAGGAUCGCGGCGAAGAUUUCAUUUGACGAAUUUCUUGAGUUUGCCCUUUCCGAGGGCUACCAAAAGCAAGGGGACCCCGCGAAGCGUCCCUUGAAUUCGUUUAUGCAAUUUCAAUGUACAUUGACAAAGUUUGUCAAUGCACGCAUGGGGGCUAUCCCCCGCCCGAUAUUGACAAAGGUGGCCUCCCUAAUCUGGAGGCAACUCGGCGAGGAUCGAAGGAUCCUCUUUGCAAAGUUUGCGGAAGAAGGAGAAGCUGACCACAAUAGACAACAUCCCGAGUAUCGCUUCCAUCCCCGGAGGCAAAAACCCGUCAUGAGAGUCAACAUUCAAACCCGGGUUGAUCGGGUUGACCUUCAACCCCCCGCAAAGGUGCAAAUAGAAGAAAUACCAUCAUCAGUGGGCUUUUCCUCAGAGCCGCCUCCCCUGUUUACGGAAGAGAACCUUUACGUUCCGCAUUAUGAGUAUCCGCUGUUUCAGAGCGGAUAUGAGUAUCAACUUUUCAGUUGA